AUGGGUUCUGAAAGACAACAAACAUCUUCCUCUUUUGUUUCUCCAUCCAUUUAUCAUGUGUUCUUGAGUUUCAGCGGUGAAGACACCCGCAAGACUUUUACUGACACUCUUUAUGCAGCUUUGGUAGGUGCAGGGUGGCGUACGUUUAAGGAUGAUAAUGAGAUUGAGAGAGGGGAAAAUAUUAAGACAGAAUUAGAGAGUGCAAUUAUAAAUUCGAGGAGUUCAAUAAUUAUCCUCUCGAAGAACUAUGCUACUUCAACAUGGUGCCUUGAUGAGCUUGUCAAAAUCCUUGAACAUAAGAGGACAAAAGGGCAUGCAAUUCUUCCUGUCUUCUACCAUGUGGAUCCUUCUGAAGUUAGAGAUCAGAAAAAGAGUUUCGCAGAAGCAUUUACGAGAUAUGAGAGGCAAAUUGAAGCUGAAAGUGAUGAAGGAAAGAGGGAGUGGAUGGAUAAGGUCCAAAAAUGGAGAGCGGCUCUUGGAGAGGUUGCAGAUUUGGGUGGUGUUCUAGUAAACAAUCAAGAGGAUAAGAAGGAAUCAGAGUUCAUUGAAGAAAUUCUUCAACUCAUUGAGGAUAAAUUGAACCGCACAAUAUCAAGUGUUGCACCUUACCUGGUUGGGAUCAGUUCACGGGUCAAAAAUAUCAUUUCAUGGUUGCAAGACGGAUCACAUGAUGAUAAUGUUAUUGCAAUUUGUGGGAUGAGCGGAAUUGGGAAGACAACUGUUGCCAAAUAUGUUUUCACUACAAACUUUAGAAGAUUUGAAGGUAGUAGCUUUCUUGCAAAUAUCCAAGAUAUUUCUCAGCAACCAGAUGGCUUAAUUCGCUUACAAAAGCAGCUCCUUUAUGACUUAACUGGGAAAAAGAGUAAAAUACAAGAUACUGAUGAAGGGAUCAUCAAGUUAAGAGAUGCUAUAUGUUUUAAAAGAGUUCUAGUCAUAUUGGAUGACAUUGAUCAACAAGAACAAAUUCACAAUAUAAUUGGAAUGAAAAAUUGGUUCUGUCCAGGUAGUAAAAUAAUCAUAACAACUAAGAAUUCAUGUUUGCUGAAGGUUCAAGAAAUUCAAAAAGUCCAUAAAGUCAGGGAAAUGGGUAAUGAUGAAUCACUAGAGCUUUUCAGUUGGCAUUCCUUUGGGGAAGACCACCCAGCUGAUGACUACAUGGAACUAUCAAAGAGGGUGGUAAAGCAUUGUGGAGGGCUUCCUCUGGCGCUUCAAGUUUUGGGUUCUUCACUUCGUGGGAAAAAUAUCGAUGUAUGGAAGAGUGCAUUAGACAAGUUGGAAGCGAUUCCUGCGAGCCAGGUCAUUAAAAAACUAAAAUUUGGGUAUGACUCAUUAAAAGAUGAUCAUGAUAAGAAUUUGUUCCUUGACAUUGCCUGCUUCUUCGCAAGAAAGGACAAAGAUUAUGUUAUUGCUGUGCUAGAGGAAUCUUAUAUUUAUACAAGAGUUGGGAUUCAGAAUCUCAUAGAUAGAUUCCUUUUGAUGAUUGAGGGUAACAAGUUGAUAAUGCAUCAAAUGCUUCGGGACAUGGGCAGAGAAAUAGUCCGUCAAGAAUCAUCUAAGAAGCCUGGGAGGCGUACCCGGUUGUGGCACUACAAGGACUCAUUUAAUGUAUUGAGAGAAAACAUGGGCUCAGAGACUAUUGAAGGUCUUUUCUUUGACAUGAAUAUGGUAAAGGAAGACGAAUCCUUCAUGGGAAGUUCUAGCAGUGGAAGAAAGUGGCUGUUUACAGAAGUUAAGAGUUAUCGGUUUGGUUUCUCCAGGCAUCCCAACAAAUUUUCUUCAAAAACCUUAAAUGAGCUUGAAUUGGGAACAAAUCUCUUUACAAUUAUGAAUAAGCUAAGACUGCUUCAGAUAAAUUAUACACAUCUAAAUGGUGCUUAUAAAGAUUUUCCCAAGAACCUGAGGUGGCUAUAUUGGAGAGGUUUUCCUUUGAAGUGUGUGCCAAAUGAUUUUCCAUUGGAGAGCUUGUCUGUUCUUGACAUGCGGAACAGCUGUUUGGAAAGACUGUGGGAAGGAAGAAGAGUGCUUCCACUGGUAAAAAUUCUCAACGUCAGCCACUCUCAUUCUCUUAUCAGAACUCCUGAUUUUUCAGGACUCCCAAUGCUGGAGAAGCUUGUUCUCAAAGAGUGUGUCAAUCUAAUUGAGGUUCAUGAAUCCAUUGGAACCUUAGAGGCUCGGCUCAUUUUCUUAAAUAUCAAAAACUGCAAAAGACUAAAGAAGCUGCCCAGAGAGAUUUGCAAGCUAAAAGUUCUUAAAACCUUCAUAAUAUCUGGUUGCUCAAAUCUUGUAGAGUUGCCAAGAGACUUGUGGAGGAUGCAAUCCUUGGAAGUGUUUCUUGCCAAUGAAAUCCCAAUGAGUCAAUUACCCUCUAAGAGAAAACAGAACCCAAUAUGGCAUGCACUUAUCCGGUCUUGGGUUCCAAAUCCGAAAAAAGUUCUAGACCUUCCAUGGGUUUCUUUACCAAAGUCUUUGGUUAAAAUAAGUCUAUCUGGGUGCAACCUAUCUGAAGAUGAUUUUCCGAGGGACUUCAGUAAUUUAAUGUCGUUGCAGAACCUAGACCUCAGCUCAAUAAUCUUGAAUUAG
Solanum verrucosum is the source of this 2580-nucleotide messenger RNA. Its product is annotated as disease resistance protein RPV1-like. Bases 1 to 2580 code for a protein of 859 amino acids. Gene Ontology annotation, biological process: defense response; signal transduction. The transcript is spliced from 5 exons. The record is from RefSeq and is a predicted model, not a curated record. Gene Ontology annotation, molecular function: ADP binding. Lineage: Eukaryota; Viridiplantae; Streptophyta; Magnoliopsida; Solanales; Solanaceae.